Rhododendron vialii is the source of this 3231-nucleotide messenger RNA. Its product is annotated as receptor protein-tyrosine kinase CEPR1. The transcript has 2 exons. Gene Ontology annotation, molecular function: receptor serine/threonine kinase binding; protein kinase activity; ATP binding. The record is from RefSeq and is a predicted model, not a curated record. Bases 127 to 3000 code for a protein of 957 amino acids. Gene Ontology annotation, biological process: protein phosphorylation. Lineage: Eukaryota; Viridiplantae; Streptophyta; Magnoliopsida; Ericales; Ericaceae.
CCUCAAUCAUGCAAUUUAUAAACUUCUUCGCUCCAUCACCUCCUCUGCAUCAACCAACAUAUCUCUCUCUCUCUCUCUCUCUCCAUAUUAAAAAACCCCCUCUCAUUCUAUAUCUCUGAGUCUCCCAUGGCUUUUUAUUACACAGUCUUUCUUAUUCUGUUACUACUUGUUCCACUCAACCAUUCUCAAUCCACGGUAACUAACCAGUCUAAGUUCUUCACUCUAAUGAAGAACUCUCUCACAGGAAACCUGUUGUCUAAUUGGGAUGUCAAAAAGGAAAAACCUUUCUGCAACUACACCGGAAUCAGCUGCGACGAAAACGGGUACGUUGUGCAAGUUGACAUCUCCGGUUGGUCACUAUCCGGUCACUUCCCUGAAAACGUGUGCUCUCACUUUCCUGAGCUACGAAUUCUUCGCCUUGACCAUAACUACCUCCACGGCGAAUUUCCUGACAGUAUCAGAAACUGCUCUCUCUUAGAAGAACUCAACAUGAGCUUCACAUACCUCACCGGAACACUCCCAGACUUUUCCCCCAUGACAUCUCUCAAAGUACUUGACCUCUCAUACAAUUUAUUUACUGGUGAUUUCCCUAUUUCCAUCACCAACCUCACCAAUCUUGAGGUUUUGAAUUUCAAUGAAAAUGGCGGUUUCAACUUAUGGAAACUACCGGAGAGUUUUUCCAGGCUCUCAAAGCUCAAGUCCAUGGUCUUGACAACGUGCAUGGUGAGUGGUUUUAUUCCGGCGUCACUAGGAAACAUGACAUCCGUCAUUGAUUUAGAACUGAGCGGAAAUUUCCUAGUGGGCCAGAUUCCAGCAGAGAUUGGGAUGCUUAAACACUUGCAGGAAUUGGAGCUUUACUACAACCAACUUGAGGGCGAAAUACCAGAGGAGCUUGGAAACCUCACAGAGCUCAUAGACUUGGACAUGUCCGUGAACAAGUUAAGUGGGAAAAUCCCCGAAUCCAUUUGCCGACUUCCAAAGCUCCAAGUCUUGCAGCUUUACAACAACAGCCUCACCGGAGAAAUCCCGGACGCGAUUGCCAAGUCAACAACCUUGACCACUUUGUCACUCUAUGACAAUAUGUUGACAGGGGAAGUUCCAAGAGGUCUAGGAGGAUCAUCUCCCAUGAUUCUUUUGGAGUUGUCAGAGAAUCGACUUUCAGGGGAAUUACCCACGGAGGCUUGCAGUGGAGGUAAAUUGCAAUACUUUCUUGUUCUAGAAAAUAACUUUUCUGGGCAAGUGCCCGAAAGUUAUUCAACUUGUGAGUCUCUUCUUCGGUUUCGAGUUAGCGAUAACCGUUUGGAGGGGUCAAUACCCGAAGGGCUUCUUGCUCUCCCCCAUGUUUCAAUCAUCGAUUUUGGGUACAACCAAUUGAACGGCUCAAUUCCCAAGACAAUCAGAAAUGCUAAAAACUUGUCAGAAUUGUUCAUACAGAGUAACAAGAUAUCAGGUGUUCUGCCUCUGGAAAUCUCUCAAGCUGCCAACCUGGUGAAGAUUGACCUCAGCAACAAUCUCAUGUCUGGUCCUCUACCAUCUGAAAUUGGUAAACUGAGGAAGCUGAAUUUGUUGAUGUUGCAAGGUAACAAGUUUAACUCUUCCAUCCCAGAUUCAUUUUCUUCACUAAAGUCUCUAAAUGUCCUUGAUCUCUCCAAUAACCGCUUGGUCGGACAUAUCCCAGAGAAUCUCUGUGAAUUGCUACCAAACUCAAUGAACUUUUCUGAAAAUCUACUUUCUGGUUCUAUUCCUCUCUUAUUUAUAAAAGGAGGGUUAGUAGAAAGUUUUUUAGGCAACCCAGGUCUAUGUGUUCCAGCUUACCUCAAUUCAUCAGAUACAAGUUUUGCUAUAUGUUCAGAGUCUCAUAAUCGAAAGAAAGUAAACUGUAUCUGGGUGAUAGGGAUUUCAGUGGGAAUCGUUGUAGUUGGAAGUAUUUUAUUUCUAAAGCGUUGGUUUAGCAAAGGAACUUCCAUGAUGGAAAAUGAUGAGACCAGGUCGUCUUCAUUUUUCUCAUACGAUGUGAAAAGCUUCCACAGGAUAAGUUUCGAUCACCGUGAAAUCAUUGAAGCCAUGAUUGAUAAGAACAUAGUAGGCCAUGGGGGGUCUGGGGUGGUAUACAGAAUUGAUUUGAGCAAUGGGGAAGUCAUUGCUGUGAAGAAACUGUGGAGUCACAAAACAAAAGAUUCUACUUUAGAGGAUCAAUUUGAUUUGAACAAGGAGUUGAAAACAGAAGUUGAUACUCUGGGAAGCAUAAGGCACAAGAAUAUUGUGAAGCUGUACUGCUACUUCUCAAGUUUGGAUUGCAGCUUGUUGGUUUAUGAGUACAUGCCCAACGGCAACCUUUGGGAUGCACUUCAUAAGGGAAAACUUCUUUUGGAUUGGUCCACCCGUCACCGGAUUGCGCUAGGAAUUGCUCAGGGCCUGGCCUAUCUCCACCAUGAUCUGAAGCCAUCUAUCAUUCACAGAGACAUCAAGUCAACCAACAUUCUACUGGAUAUCAAUUACCACCCCAAGGUUGCAGACUUUGGCAUAGCCAAAGUUUUGCAAGCAAGAGGAGGAGAAGAUUCCACCACUACCGUAAUUGCAGGGACUUAUGGCUACUUGGCUCCGGAAUAUGCACACUCUUCUAAAGCAACACCCAAGUGUGAUGUCUACAGUUUUGGAGUAGUAUUGAUGGAACUAGUAACCGGAAGGAAGCCAGUGGAGGCAGAUUAUGGAGAGAGCAAGAAUAUCAUAUACUGGGUUUCGACCAAAGUGGAGACCAAGGAAGGCGCCAUGGAGGUUUUAGACAAAAGAUUAUCCGGGUUGUUCAAGGAUGAGAUGAUUGAGGUACUCAAGAUUGCUAUUCGCUGUACAUACAAGACACCUGCCAAUCGCCCAACUAUGAAUGAGGUCGUUCAGUCGCUCAUUGAGGCAGACCCAUGUAGAUUAGACUGUUGCAAGUCAUCCGGUAAGGCCAAAGAAACAGCAAGUGUCACUAAGACAAAGAACCAGUAUGAUAUAUGAUUGCAACAGGGUUUUGGUGGGUGGAGGUUUAAAGUGGAGUCUUAUUACUAUAGAACACGACAAGCACUCUAACCAGUGAGAGACUAAACUAUACUACAUAUGUUUUUCUUUUCUGAAGUGGUAAAUAGAUUUUCCUUGAGGCUUUUUUUGUUUUUCUUUUUGUCGCCUUGGCAUAAUGUAAAGUAAUUUAGGAAAUAAAUUCCAAUAAUAAAGAUAACUGUGGUAUAGAAA